AGACUAGUGAGAGGAAUGGAGUGUGUAUAUCUAGCAGUUGCUGUAGGUCAUGUGACAGGAUGUUGUGAGGAGUGGACCCUCCUCUCAGGAGCUGGAGCUGAAGUUGGUCUCAGGCUGCUGAGCUGUAGUUCUCUGGAAGCUCUGCAGCUGCUCUGGAAGAUGAUGAUGAUGAUGAUGAAGAACAUGAUUGCUGCAGUUUUUCUGCUGUUAUUUCAGACGCUCCACUGUUCCGCUCAGCCGGUGCUCUUAAUCUAUAAUGCUCAUGAGAACAGAUGCCUGGGGAACAAUCUGCAAGUACUAGAGGUGUGUGACCCUCAGAACCCAGGACAACAGUUCAGAUGGACUUCAGAGAACCGCAUCUUCAAUGUUGCUGAGAAGAAAUGCCUCGGCACAGAGAACAAGACUGAGGGUAGUAAACUGCAGUGGUACCAAUGUGAUGCCGACAGUGACCUUCAGAAGUGGGAGUGUGAGAACAACUCACUGUUUGGAUUGAAGAACGAGUCUCUGUACUUAUCUAUUCAGGACUAUUCUAAUUCACCAAUAGUGUCCAGUGUACCCGGAGAGAAGGGCAAGUGGACACUUCAUGGGAUGACGGACAGCAUCUGUUCACAUCUGUAUGAAGAACUGUACACACUUAAAGGAAAUGCUCUUGGGCGCCCCUGCCAUUUCCCUUUCCUUUACAAUGAUAAAUGGUACACAAACUGCACAACUGAAGGCCGUUCACCCAACCUUCCAUGGUGUGCAGUUGAAAGUGAAUAUGAACCGAAUCAGCUCUGGGGUUACUGCCCAACUCAGCUAAUAGUGAAUGAGCUCUGGAGGAAGAGCCCUCUGACAGACGUCUAUUAUCAGGUAAACGAAGGUACUGCGCUGACCUGGUAUCAGGCCAGGAAGAGCUGUCAGCAGCAGGGGGGAGAUCUGCUGAGCAUCACUGAACCCCACGAGCAGACCUUCAUAUCAGGGCUGACUGACAGCACAGGUCCAGUCUUGUGGACAGGGCUGAACAGUUUAGAUGCUUUAAGUGGAUGGCGCUGGGUCAAUGGCCAGCCGUUACACUAUCUGAAAUGGCUCAGUGGACAACCAUCUUCUCUACCAGGCUACAGCUGUGGAGUGCUAGAUCAGUCUCAUGACUCUGGAUGGUCCACUGCUGUUUGCUCUGAGAGGCAUGGAUAUAUCUGCCAAAGAGGCCUCAUUACCCCCACUGUUCCACCAGUUGUUCACACAGGUUCUUGCCACAGUCCGUGGAUCUCCUACUCAGGACACUGCUACUUACUCAGUCGCACAAAAAGAACAUGGCUAGAGGCGAGAGAUUCCUGUCGGCGUGAAGGUGGAGAUCUGCUGAGCAUUCUCAAUAUAGAAGAACAAAGCUUCACCAUCACACAACUGGGAUACGCGAAGACAGAUGAGCUGUGGAUUGGUUUUAAUGACCUGAAGACGAAUAUGCUGUUUGAGUGGAGUGAUCACUCUAGGGUGCCGUAUGUCUUAUGGGACGUGAAUGAGCCGAGCAACAAUGUGGCCAUUAAAGAAGACUGUGUGAUGAUGAGAGGAGAGGAGGGAAAGUGGGCCGACCAAAUCUGUCAGAACAAGUAUGGAUACAUCUGUAAGAAAAAGGCCCAGUCAGAAUCAGACACUUACAUCACAAACCCUGUCUGCAAGCCUGGUUGGGUCAGGUACGGCAACUACUGCUAUCUAACUGGAUCAGGGAGGCAAACCUUUGAAGAAGCCAAACAGAUGUGUGAAAAUGCUGGAUCUUAUUUGGCAGAUGUUACAAACAGCGUUGAAAAUGCAUUUCUAGUCAGUUUAAUUGGGGCACAGCCAGAGAAGCACUUCUGGAUUGGACUGUCCAACCAAGAGGAUCAAAGCACAUUUGAGUGGACUAACAACAUGAAAGUUCCAUUCACUCACUUCAAUCAUGGGAUGCCAGGAGGGAAACAAGGCUGUGUUGGCAUGACCACUGGAGUACUUGCUGGAUUAUGGGAUGUGUUGAGCUGCACCAAUGCAGAGAAAUACAUCUGUAAACAGAAAGCUGAGCGAGUGAUCACAACCCUUCCCCCCGCAACCACUCCUGCUGUCAGCUGCAGUCCGGGCUGGAAUCCUCUCACAAACAGAGACUUCUGCUUCAAGGUGUAUGAGGUGGAACACUCCCAGCAAAAGACGUGGUCUGAGGCACUAGACUUCUGUCGGGAACUUGGGGGUGACCUUCUCAGUCUUCACAGUGCUAACGACAUUAAAACAGAACAUCGAACAUAUUAUCCAUUGGAUGCAUGGAUUGGCUACAGUAUCCAGGACCCCUCUGUUGGUUUUACAUGGAGUGAUGGUUCCUCUUCAUCCUACGAAAGCUGGGAUAAAGGGGAACCAAACAAUGAAUACUCAAUGGAAAAAUGUGUUAUACUCACUUUUUAUACCUGGCUGAAAAAAGAACGAUGGAAUGAUGUGCACUGUGAGGACCGAAAACACUGGUAUUGUGAGAUACGAAAAGGUGUGACACCAAAGGAAGUGACCCAUACAAGUAAAACUUAUAAUAAAACAGAUGACGGCUGGAUCAUAUUCAAGGACAAUCAGUAUUACAUUGAUGAAGGUUUUGAUGUCCCCAUGGCGAAAGCACGGAGCUUCUGUAAGCACAGACAUGGUGAUCUUGUAGCCAUCAACGAUGAAGAGGAGAGAGUAUUUUUAUGGCAACUGAUUAAACAAAAGUUUGUUGAUUUUUUCAUCGGACUGAGAAUUGAUCUGGACAAGUCGCUUUCAUGGAUGGAUGGAUCACCAGUGGUUUUCCAGGCUUGGCAACAAAACCAACCAGCUUUUGUGAGCGAUGACGAACACUGUGUAAAAAUGAAUUUCAGGCAAGGGCGUUGGGCAAAUGUGAACUGUGGUGACAAUGAGAACUUUAUCUGUAAACGAAGGGGAUCUGUAUCAGCCAGUGCCACUGCUGCCCCUACUGAGCCCCCCACUGGUGGGUGUCCUUCAGGAUGGGUGAAAUUUCAAAAAAAGUGUUACAAGAUAGGACUGGACCUGAAAACCUGGACGGAAGCCAGAUCAUACUGCAAAAGUCUUGGAGGAAAUCUAGCAUCCAUUACCGACAGACUUCAGCAAGUGUUCUUAACCUCAAAGAUGGAUAAUGCAAACAUCCCAGAUUUAUGGCAUGGCUUAAAUAAUUUGGGAAACCUACGACUUAGAUGGACAGACGGAAGUGACUUUCUUUACACAGACUGGGCCAAGGGAGCGGACAACGAUGUUCAGUGGGAUCACAUUUGGGGCAGAUCAUAUAUAGUACAUUCUAAGCCUCAUACCUGUGGAGCAAUGGGAGGAGGACAAAGAGAGGAGCUGGGAAAGUGGGUGACAAAAGACUGCAAUUAUACCAGUGGUUAUAUUUGCAGUCGUAAUAUUGACCAGUCUCUUCAAGCUGAAAGUCCAACAGAAGUGUCGAACACUUACAUCAAGCUUGGGAAUUCUUUUUAUAAGAUAGUCCAAACAAAUAUGACCUGGGCAGAAGCGCAGAGUUACUGUGAGGCUGAGGGAGCAAAGCUUGCCAGCAUUCGGGACGCCUUCACCCAGUCCUACAUUGAACUGCAGACUUAUAAAGUUGGACAACCACUGUGGAUCGGUCUUAACAGUAUGGAGACACAUGGAUCUUUCCAGUGGAUUGAUAAGUGGCAUUUGAAUAUGGAGAGGUGGGAUUCUAAUGAACCAACGCUGGACUAUCCCUGUGUUUAUGUGAAUGUAGGUGGAAUGUGGAAAACUGCCCAGUGCAACCAAACCUUAUACAGCCUGUGUAAGAAGUCAACAGAAAUUCCUCCAGCUCCACCAGCUCAGUACCUAGGUUUGUGUCCUGAGCCAGCUGAAGAUGAACCGAAGAUGACAUGGUUGCCUUAUAAAGGACACUGCUAUGCAUUUGUAAAGAGGUCAGUGCAGUGGACCAAAGCCUCACGAAUGUGUAUGGCAAGAGGAGCUAAUCUUGUUAGCAUCUUGGAUCCAAUGGAGGCCAAGUUUCUACAAAACUACCUUAGGUUGUUUGCUAAUGAUUACAGCGAUUACUGGAUAGGCAUUUUCAAGAACCAUGCAGGUCACUGGCUGUGGGUGGACCAGAGUGUGGUGGAAUACUAUAAUAUUCGUCAAUACACUGCAUCUUAUGAGUUUCGUGAUGUGCAAGAAAUGGAGGCAAGUCUUGACUGUGCAGUGGUGUCAGCAAGGUCUCUAGAGUGGGGUAAACGUCACUGUGAAGAUCAUUCACCAUUCAUCUGCAAAAUACCAAAAGUUGUUGUGCCGCCAACAAAAAUGGCAAGCACAGGUGAAGAUAAACUCCAUGGGCCAUUCACUGGUGUAUCGGUCGUCCUGGUGAUCGUAGUGCUGUUUGUGCUGGCUGGAAUGUCUUAUAUCUACCACAAAUGGUCCAAACGUUAGACACCAUUGUUGUUAGAGAAAACACCAAAAACCAUGGAUGGUCAUGGAUGAUCACAAGGCAUCAAACCAAGCUAAUAAAAGCUGCUUGAAUUUUUGCACCAGGAGUGGCGUAAAGUUAUCCAAAAGCAGUGUGUAAGACUGGUGGAGGAGAAUAUGGCAAGAAGCAUUAAAACUGUGAUGAAAAACCAGUGUUAUUUCACCAAAUAUUGAUUUCUGAACUCUUAAAACUUUAUGAAUUUAAACUUGUUUUCUUUGCAUUUUCUUUGAGGUCUGAAAGCUCUGCAUCUUUUUUAUUAUUUUAGUAAUUUCUAAUUUUCUGCGAAUAAAUGCUCUAAAUGACAAUUUUUUUUUUUUUUUGGAAUUUGGGAGAAAUGUUGUUCGUAGUUUAUAGUAGUUUAUAAAAAAAAACAAUGUUCAUUUUACUCAAACAUCUACCUAUAAAUAGCAAAAUCAGAGAAACUGAUUCAGAAACUGAAGUGGUCUCUUAAUUAUUUUUUCCAGCACUGUAUUAUGUAUAUCUGAUAAAGCCUAAUUCAGUUUCCCAUUCAGUUUGAAUGUUAGUAGUAUUACAGUGUAAUAGUAUUUCUGUUUGUGUUGAUGUUCUUCAAUGAUGAAUAAAAUGAGGGUACUUUUCUUAA
Molecule: messenger RNA, 5033 nt
Organism: Astyanax mexicanus (Mexican tetra)
Lineage: Eukaryota; Metazoa; Chordata; Actinopteri; Characiformes; Acestrorhamphidae
Product: macrophage mannose receptor 1-like
Exons: 31
Coding region: 16-4395 (1459 amino acids)
Molecular function (GO): signaling receptor activity
Source: RefSeq, a predicted model, not a curated record